AUGGCGGCGGCCGCGCCGAGGCGCCCGGCUGAGGUGAGCGCCUCCCCGCCCCGCAGCCCGGGGUGCGGGCGCCCGUCCCCUCCUGCCGCCGGGCCCGUGGCCCCCCUCAGGCUGGAAGCCGGUCCUGGCGGUGGCGCGGCUGGUCGGGGCGGAAGCGGGCCCGCGCCCCGAGGGGAAGGGGAGGCGGGCGGUCACGUGGCUCCCCGGACUGCGGCCCGUGGGGCAGCGCCCGAGGCUCCGGGAGGAGGAGGACCGGGGGCUCCGCGGGCGGGGGAGGAGGUGACAGCGGGCACAGCUCCCGCCUCCCCUCCCGCUCGGGGUCCCCGGAAUGUGGGGGCGCUGGGAGGGGGCGAAGGCGUUUCCGGGUCCCUGUGCCCGGCGGGGAGCCCUCAGGCCCGGGGCGGGGCCUCUGAGCUGCGGGAGCUCCCGGGGGGAUGGGGACGCGGGGCCAGCGGUGCGGAGAGGCCUGUCCAGCGGCGGCUCCGGUCACGGUGUCCUCUGUCCCCGUUCCCACAGGCCGCGGUGACCUUGGAGGACGUGGCCGUGCGUUUCUCGCGGGAAGAAUGGAGGCUGGUGGACGAGGCCCAGAGACGCCUGUACCUGCGUGUGAUGCUGGAGAACUUUGCCCUUGUGUCCUCUCUGGGUAAGACUCACAGCCUCACCUGGGACUCGGGCUGGACUCUCCUCCCUCCCCCUCUCGGCUCUCUCAGUCCUCGGGCCUGGACCUCAGCAGGGCUGCCUCCCCGGUGCGGGGUGGCUGCUGUGCUGCUGGGCCUGUGGGUCUGCACUGCCUCUUCUCUCCCCUGCGCUGCCAGUGCUGAGCCCUUUGGGAAGGAUUCAAGGUCCGUCAGUCACAUCGCAUCGAGCUUCACGGAUUCUCAGUGUCUGGGCUGA
This is a messenger RNA of Pipistrellus nathusii (Nathusius's pipistrelle), 894 nucleotides long. NCBI's taxonomy places the organism in Eukaryota, Metazoa, Chordata, Mammalia, Chiroptera, Vespertilionidae. The record is from the annotation of a GenBank genome assembly.